This is a messenger RNA of Linum trigynum, 1060 nucleotides long. Lineage: Eukaryota; Viridiplantae; Streptophyta; Magnoliopsida; Malpighiales; Linaceae. The record is from the annotation of a GenBank genome assembly.
GUGCAUUAUAGGCUGGUGAUCGACCUUACCACAUUCGUCAUACGAGCAAUUUAGUGCGACACCAUCCACUUUACCUGCCAUAUCUCGUCGAUGCGGGCUUGUCUAGUGUUCUGCCACUAGCCCCUCUUACCGGUGAUCCGGGUUUGAUUAUUGCGCUCGUAGAGCAUUAGCGACCCGAGACAUCGACCUUCCACAUGCCGUUCGGUGAGGUGACGAUCACCCUAGAGGACGUUGCGACACUGACCGGUCUAGCGAUCGACGGUGAUGUCGUCGUAGUAGACAUACCAGACGAGGACUGGUCGGCUAUGUGUCUUCGACUGUUAGGACGGGCUCCUAAUGAUCUUGGCGGCGGCGUCAUUAGGAUUGCUUGGCUCAGGGAUACUUUCGAUGAGCUAUCGCUUUCUGCAUCACCCCAUACUACAGAGCAGUUUGCACAAGCGUAUGCGCUGUCUCUGAUGGGAGGUGUCUUGUUCUCCGAUCGCUCUAGAGGUUCAGUUCACCUGCAGUACCUACUUUUGGUGGAGGAUUGGCGCAGAGCGGGAGGUUUUCUUGGGGAGCAGCUGUGUUAUCCUACUUGUAUCGUGAGAUGUGUAGAUCGGCGCUGCAGAUGACGGCAUCUUCUUCAUUGGGUGGUGACUUUGGUGGAUGGUCCGCCUUGCUGAUGAUCUGGAUGUGGGAGCGGCUUCCUCAUAUAGCACCACUACAUGCAGAGAUGGGUGCGUAGGGAUGGCAACAAAACCCGAACCCACGGGUACCCAUCCGACCCAACCCAGUCAACGCGGGUAAAACCCGUGUUGACGGGUUUUGGGCCGGGUUCGGGUUUAAACCCGCUACACUAUUCACCGGGUUGGGUUGGGUUUGGGUUUAGGUAAACUCGCCCCAUGGGUACCCGCCCACACACAUAUAAUUACUUUCCCAGUAUAUUUAAUAUUCUAAAUAAUAUAUCUUCCUUAAACAACUAAUAUUCUUUAUGUUUGUGGAGACAUGCAUAAUUUGUUCUUUCUAAUUGUUUAGAAUGGAGUUGAUAUUAUGAAGUGAAGAAUGAAGAAACUUAGUUGAC